Molecule: messenger RNA, 594 nt
Organism: Gloeophyllum trabeum ATCC 11539
Lineage: Eukaryota; Fungi; Basidiomycota; Agaricomycetes; Gloeophyllales; Gloeophyllaceae
Exons: 3
Coding region: 1-435 (144 amino acids)
Biological process (GO): proteasome assembly
Source: RefSeq, a predicted model, not a curated record
AUGUCGUCCACGACAGCGCCGUCCAUCCACGUCGAGACAAAGUACGUUCCGCCGUCCGACUCGACGCUGCCCGCGCUGGCGCUGCAGGUAACGCGUCUGGUUGGGUCGUACAUGCUAUGGGUCGGCACGACCGAAGGCCCGUCCGAAGAAGUUGAUACAGCACCUUUGCACGGAUCUCUGGCUAAAGAUUGGGCAUGCGCCAUGCCCCCAAUCAGCUCGGCCUCGCAGGCCUCGGGCACGUCCAUCUUCGCUUCCCCCAAUGCGGAUUUCGCGCUUGCCAUGGCUCAGCGUCUGGCAACGCGUUUCAAGAAACAGAUAUUCUUAUCGAUUGACGUGCCGCCAGCCUUUGUCUCCCUGGGCCAGGCGCCAAGGCUGCUUCUCGCGGUGGAGAGGGCCAUCGUCGGUGCCCUCAAAGAGAUGGAGCAGCUUCAGUAGCCGAGCAGUCGUAACAUGCCUCAUGCUGCGUGUAUUUACUUGGAACGGUAGUAUUAGGCUGGCUAUCAGCGUCGCAUGCUGCGUGGUUGUAUAGUAGAAACAUGAGACUAGAAAUGCAACAAGGCUGGGAGCUGUGGCUUGAGGCCGUGUAUAAGAUGU